Uranotaenia lowii is the source of this 968-nucleotide messenger RNA. RefSeq names its product brachyurin-like. Gene Ontology annotation, molecular function: serine-type endopeptidase activity. Gene Ontology annotation, biological process: proteolysis. The transcript has 3 exons. NCBI's taxonomy places the organism in Eukaryota, Metazoa, Arthropoda, Insecta, Diptera, Culicidae. The coding region runs from base 70 to 879 and encodes 269 amino acids. The record is from RefSeq and is a predicted model, not a curated record.
UGCAGUACCAAAUCCGAACACCUAGCUGUUAGUUAUUUCUGGACACCCACAAAGCUAACGUCCGUAGUGAUGAAGCUCGUCUACGCUUUCCUAUGGUUUGUGGCUUUCGCGGCUAAAGCGAGCGUCGCCAUUAGCAGCACGGAUCCGGAGACACAAAUCAGCGGUGGUACCGAUGCUGGACCGAACGAAUUCCCUUUCGUGGUGGGACUACUGAUUUCCGGAGAAGAAACCCACCAAUUUUGUGCUGGGGUGCUGAUUAGUCCUCGCCAUGUUCUAACAACGGCCAACUGCGUUAUCCGACAAACAACGCUAACGAUAAUGCUAGGUUCAUCGGACAUCACCCGAAUGCAGCAGUUCAUUCCGGUGAUGAACAUCCGAAUUCACUGGAACCACAGCUCUACGUUUAUCAACCGUGCCGAUUUGGCCAUUUUGACAAUGGUUCGGGCCGCAAAUUUGAACGAUUCCGUUGCGGUAGCUCGACUUCCGAGACGAUCUCAACUGGGUACGACAUUCGAGGGUUUCGGUGCCACCCUCGUUGGCUGGGGUUACUCGGGCAAUCGAGAGGAUGAAACAAUUCCGCUCCAGCAUCUCCAGGUGGUGCGUAACCCGAUCAUCACGAAUCGUUCCUGCAGCCUCUCCCAUCGAUUCAUCACCGAUGAGCACGUUUGCAGUGGAGGUGACAACGGUGGACCGUGUGACGGUGAUCAAGGAGGUCCGGUGAUGAUCACCGAAAAUGGUGAACCCGUGGUGAUUGCAAUUCAUUCGUUCCACUUUAGCGGUAUCAGAGGGUGUGACAGGGGACGAUCUUCGGUGCACACUCGGAUCACCGAGCAUUUUGAUUGGAUUGAAGAAUUUUCCGAUGCCGUGAUAAGCGAUUAGACGGUGCAUAUGGCUGCUUGUACUACUGACUUGUUGUUAGCUCACAAUCUUAUCAAAUAUUUAUCUUGCCCUACUCAGUGGCAGUUCAA